AUGACCGUUUCCAACAUUGGGGGGGAAGAACGACUAAUAAUUUUACCAGACGAUUAUGAAACUUCGAAAACUAUAAACACUUUUACACUGCCGCCACCUUCCAAUAUUACAUCCAAACCUCGUAUCGAGCUCUUCGAAAAUAUUAAUGGAAAACUUUACGAAAUAAGAUCUUUUCAAUUCGGCAAAGGGCCCUCGUAUUCACAUGAGGAAGAUUUGGCAAAUGAUAAAUAUCACUAUACUAAGGAAAAUCACCCGAUCAAAUCAACUUUCAUUGUAAAUACGUCUGAUCCCACCGAUGGUUAUGUUUUUAACUCAAGCAAAAUACACUUUUGUUCUUUAUACGAUAUUGCUUUUAGUUUGAUUGGAUUUUACUAUAGAAACAGUGUUUCAGCAGAUGAACAAGAUUACUCCAAUUCAAGUGAUACUGGUGAAAACCAAAAAAGCAACAGCAAAACCAAUGAGAAAUUUCUUACGGUGCGUGAUUACCAUGAUUUCUUAACGGAUAACCAUGACAAGAAUUGGGAAAACAUUUCUUUAAGUCGUCUCAAGAGUGGCUUAGCAAAAGUUAGUGAAACCAUUGAGGAAGCUGGUGACGUCUAUUACAAGAUCACAUCUGCAAUGAUAACACAAUUUUUGUUAGGCAAGGUAUCAAAAAUUGUAGAAAACUUUCCUCCAAGUAUCCCUACACUUAAAAAUGCCCCAACGGAAAUAAAACAGUGCUACAAGGUAGUUAUGGCUACAAAUCUUUUAGUUUCCCUGAUUCCAAGGGCGGCCUACCAUAAUUUACUUACCUUUUCACCUACAAUGGAUAGUGGUUGCCUAAAUCCGGAUAUAAAAGCUAGCUUCAUAGAACUCGAAAACUACGAGACUACGAACGAAUUACAGAAUGCUGAAAGAGAAUUACUGAUGAAAAGUGCCAUGAAUGUAGGCCUAAAUUCGAAUGGCAGGGUUUCAUUGCCAGUGAAAAAAGUUACCAAAAAAAUAGUUCAAAAUAAAAAACCAAAAGUAGCCAUAGGAAAAGGGGCCAUUGAUGGAUUUUUUAAACGUAAGUAG
Molecule: messenger RNA, 1053 nt
Organism: Saccharomyces cerevisiae S288C
Lineage: Eukaryota; Fungi; Ascomycota; Saccharomycetes; Saccharomycetales; Saccharomycetaceae
Gene: RNH202
Product: Rnh202p
Exons: 1
Coding region: 1-1053 (350 amino acids)
Cellular component (GO): ribonuclease H2 complex; nucleus
Source: RefSeq, marked reviewed